This is a messenger RNA of Psammomys obesus (fat sand rat), 4651 nucleotides long. RefSeq names its product ubiquitin specific peptidase 29 (gene Usp29). The record is from RefSeq and is a predicted model, not a curated record. Gene Ontology annotation, biological process: G1/S transition of mitotic cell cycle; protein deubiquitination. The transcript is spliced from 7 exons. Gene Ontology annotation, molecular function: cysteine-type endopeptidase activity; cysteine-type deubiquitinase activity. Lineage: Eukaryota; Metazoa; Chordata; Mammalia; Rodentia; Muridae. Bases 1355 to 4036 code for a protein of 893 amino acids. Gene Ontology annotation, cellular component: nucleus; cytosol.
UUGACGUCAACGGAGUCAGUGUUAGGGGCCCCUAAGCAGGGUCUGGAAAAGGGGGAUGGGAUGUGGGUGUGAAUGGACGCAGCCCCCCCAAAGAAAUUGAGGUGAAACAGAAAUACCUACUAAUGAUGCCCCAAUGCAAAACCUGAGAAGAAAGAGGGGGGAAAAGGACAAGCAUAUAUUUGUCUAAAAUCGGAGGAAAAAAGGAAAAAAAAAACUACGAAAAAUUGAGACAGAAACACAUACGUUGAGGUCUAACCACGAAUGAUAAAGGUAGAAGAAAGGACUUUUCUGCCUGCAACACCCAAGCACUAAGCUAAUUUCCUUAAUAAACAAGAAGCUAUUGGAAAGCAACAAGGGAAAGACAAAAGCAGACCAAAAAAAAAAAAAAAAAAAGGGGGGGGGGGAAGAGACUUCAAGUCACAGGACAAUACAAAUGGCUGGAAGAAUCAUGACCUGACUCUGCAUAGCGAAAUGCCAACCUGAGAUAGCGGGUGAAGGCGGCUUAUGGCAGUGCGCUGAAUCGCAUGCUGUCAUCCAUUGCGUGAAUCCACUGCGUAGAAUAGCAAGAAAUUGCGAGGGAGUGAGCAGGUAGACUACCAAGCCUGCCUCUGAGAGAAGAAAUUCCUGUUACCGGAAAAAAUAACGGGGGUAUCGCUGCCAUAAAGGACCAGAUCGUAAUAGAGUCAAUGAAAUAAACUCGUUGCUGAAGUUUGUAGAAACGAAAUGGCUGAAGGCUCAAGCAGAUGAGAUCCAGCUGUUCCCUCUCAAGGCUGACCCUGAAGAGAUUUGCAGAGAUGUAAAACGAUGCUACCAGGUCCUGUGUAUCAAACUCAUGUCAUCAGACUUGGUAGCAAGUGUCUUGACCCGCAAAGCCAUCUUGCCAUCUCAUGACCCUGCUUUCGUACGUGGAUUCUGGGACCCAAACUGCAGCCUUCGUGCGUACAUAAGGAGAGCUUCAGUUGGAUCUUCAGCAGGUGACGGCACCUGGUCCAGGGGCUCUUUUGUCUUGCACUGUGGACAUUCAACUCUGGAGAAUUCUUUGCUUUUUAACAACCUGCAGCAGGACCCUGAGCAGCCCUCCACAGCUGUGACAUGCCUGCGUAGACAUCUGGAUGUGGGUCUGAGUCUGGAAGCUGUAAUCAGAAAAGCCAGCACCAGAGCAACAGCCCUACUCAAUAACCUCCUAUCUUCUUAACUGCCUCAUUUGCGUGAGAGACUAGAACUUGACCUGACCAGAACAUCCAUUGGCUCCACUCUUCAUCGGGAGAAGAGCAGCGGCACCAGUGAGGAGACGUGCCGUACGUUGCUACCGCCCUUUACUUAAGAUUAUACAUAUUUUAUCUGUAAAGAAAGAAUGGCUCACCUAAAGAUGCAUGGUUUUGUCCAAAUCCGAAGCAAGGACAGGAGCAAGCACACCAGAGCGUCUCAGUGGAAAGCAGCAGACAUCCAAAUAGUAGAAAGAAAACAGAAAGUUAAUCUGGUGGUUUCUUUCAAGUUGGAAGAAAGGAGAAGGGUUUUUCAGCUGGAUGACAAUGUUGCCAGUGUCGUGGUUGGAGGUUGUGAGCUGGGACUGCAUCAUCUGCAUUUAACGUUGAGAGAUGACACUUCCUUACUCAUUGACAAGUUAUCCUCCACAGACUUCAAACAUUUGAAGUCAUUCCUGGAUUUGUUUAGUCCAUGUGAAUCUCAACAACCUCUGGAACCCAAGAGUAAUCAUGAUGUUCCUGAAAACAGUGUUCCAUUCUGUGGGGAGCACCGCAAGCCAGUUUGUGGACCUCUGAAUACCACAACAGGAAGUGGGAUACCAUUCUCCAGGAAGAUGCCAAUUUCUGUGUCAAACUCCACCAGCUGUCAUGUUGGAAAAAAGAGAGAAGGAAAACGAGGUGAAAAGAGGAAGACAGCAACAUCAUCCAGUAUAGAAACGAAUGAGGACAUUCUCAAAGAAAGUAAUCUUGAACCAAAAAAGAAAUCCAAGAAUGUAAGAAGCAAAGCAGAGAAAUUGAUGGCUAUAAGAGAUCAGGAAAAGUAUAACAGUUGGACACUUGAACCUUUUUUAUUCAGUCCCAACUCCUACGGAAAGCCUAACCUAGGUGACACCAUUCUUCCAAACUCAAAAUUUUUUGAUGAAAGAAAUGGACCAAAGCAACUAAAACGUGAAGGCUUCCCCAAUUUGGGAAAUACCUGUUACAUGAACUCCAUUUUACAAUCUGUCUUUGGGAUCCCAACCUUUGCAAAGGACUUACUCACACAAGGUAUCCCAUUUGACAGUGUUUCCGGUGAUGAUCUUAUCAAGCCCUUAACUCAGCUUCUUGUGGUGAAAGACAUUCAAGAUGUAGACAUCAAGGGAGCAUUCCUCAUGAAUGUGAUGAGAAGCAUUUCCAUGGUUACAGACACAUUCUCAUACAAUGAACAGAAUGAUGCCCAUGAAUUCUUAAGUGUGUGUUUAGACCUGUUAAAACUGAGCAUGGAAAAACUAAAUGCCAUGUGGAAUUCUGAGAGAGAGAACAAAGGUGAGAAAUCAUCUCCACUAAUGUACACUGGGACUGCUGCUUUCAAAAGGUUUGUUUGUCCCGUUCGUGCUAAUUUUGAAAUUGAGCUGCAAAAAUCCAUUAUUUGUGAAGGUUGUGGUGAGGCUACUCUCAAAACCGAAGUGAGUAAUUACCUCUCCAUUGACCUGCACCAAGGGACAAAAGAAAGCCCUCUAUCAAUUCAAAGGUCUUUUGAUCUGUUCUUUAAACCAGAGAAGAUUGAGCAUAAUUGUGAGAAAUGCAAGAACAAGAAUUCUGUUCUCAGGUACACAUUGAGGAGACUCCCCAAGGUCCUCAUAGUUCAUUUGAAACGCUACCAAGUUACCACUGACAAGUUGCUGGUGAAGAGUCAGCAGCCAGUUGAGAUUUCUAAGUAUUUAAAUAUAUCUUCCCAUUGCCAUAGAAACAGGAAGCCACCAUUCCCCUUGGACAAUACAUCCCCUAAUGGUGACUAUGAUAUCUCAAAUGUUUCUCAAGGGGUGAUGCCUAAGAUCCUCAACCAGUCAAUGCCAUCUAGAAAGGUGACUUCAGAAUCCAGUGAUCCCACAAUUCUUCAGGUUGGGUCUGAUGAGGAUGCUGAAAUACAAAACUUCCUGAGAAUGUACAAGGAUGCAGGUGGGGAACAGCAGCAGAGAGACUUGGAAAGUGGUUCUAAGCUGGAGCCAGAACUAGUGAUGACAGAAUACAGGAUGCUCAGUGAAAAGACCUUGCUAGUAGCUGACUCAGUGGGUGAAGGAAAAGGCUUCCUCUCUAUGAUCUGUGAGCCUGUCAGCAUACAAGACCUAGGUCUUACAGAGGUACCUGAGGAUGCAAAUUUUAAGGACUAUGAGAAAGUUAAUGUACAUGAAAAGUCAGAUUGUCACACUACCACUGAGUUGUCAAAAUAUUUUUGUGAUCUUAAAGAAUGGAAGAUUCUAGAAGGAUCUCAAGAAAUGGUAGAACAGCUCUACCAGAAUCAUGGGAAUGGAAUGAGCAAUGAAUUGCUUCUGCAGGCAUCAUAUCCAAGUGUUAGUACUCAGAAAGGCACAGGGAAGGGUGUGAGUGGGUCUUCAGAAUUGAGAGCUCAGGUAGAUGACCCACAUUCCCUUGGUGUGUUUGGUCCUGAUAACAAUCCUAAAAAUAACAGUGUUACAGAAAGCAACAACAUAGUAAAUGCCACUGAGGAAUCAAAUGUGGAGAUGGAAGAUGAUCCUCAGAAUUACAGGCUUGUCAGUGUUGUCAGCCAUUUUGGGAGCUCCCCAAAUUCAGGCCAUUAUGUAAGUGAUGUGUAUGAUUUUCAAAAGCAAGCAUGGCUCCUGUACAGUGAUAUCGAAGUGUUUGAGAUUCCAGAUUCCUUUAUUCAGGAGGGCAGGCGUCACACUGGCUACAUUUUUUUUUACAUGCAUAAUGAAGUUUUUGAGGAACUGUUGAAAAAGGCAUUAGAGUGCAAGUUUACUAGUACAUCUAAAGGGGAAACCAAGGAAAUAGAUCUCUCGACAUUGUUUUUCGGCUUAACAGACAUCAUAUGAUCACAAUGAAAGAUCAUAUCGCUGAAGAUGAAAACUCAGUAAAACAAAAACAAAAACAAUACAUGUUAGGACAGAAACCCAGACUUUCCAAAAAGGUUAAAUGUGGUUUUUCUAAUAUUGUUUUAAUUUGUUCUUCAUUUGUUAAAAACCUAAUCUAACAGGAGAAAUGUAGAGGCGGCUCAGUAGCUAAGAGUGCAUACUGCUCUUAUAGAAGACCCAAGCUUGAUUUCCCAGUACCAGUGUUGGGUGCGAGUGUAUGUGUUCUUGGAGGCAGGAGGCAUAGGAUACCCUAGAGCAGUAGUUUCCACUUUUAAACACUAAGCCAUCUCUUGGCCUUCAUUUUAAUUCUAGUAUAUGUGCUAUCCACAUGGGCGAAACACAAUGGUUCCUAAAUGUCAUUCUGAACCAGCACAACACAGCAAGCAACUAAUCAUAAACCCAAAUGUUGUGGUCCAUUCUCAUAACAGGUUCAGAAACAACCCUGAUGGACUUAAAAAGUUUGAGAGACAAAUUUGGAAUGUCUUAUUUUGUUAGUGGAUGUAUAAAUUGUUCAUGUCCUCCAGAGGAUUUUCAUUGUGUUUUCCCUAAGUUACUGUUCUUUUAUCAAUUUAUUAA